UCCGCAGGUCUCUUUCUCAGUAUCUCAAAGGAUUUUCUUUCUAACGUGCGAAGCACCACCGGCUCCCCCAGGGACCCGCUCCCCGCCUCUGAUGGAAGAGCCAGCUGGGGGAAGAAAGAGGGUAGAGGCGCUGGGCUCCAGCUCCCGCCCCGCCUCUGUCUGGCACUUUGUCUCCGGCACUCGACAGUCGGUGGUGACACCAGCUCUAGACUUGUCAGGCUCGCGCCCCGCGACGAGCGCGGCAGCUCCUCCUCCAGCCGCCGGCCCAGCCGGGCGCGUCUCCGCGGAGCGGACCCGGCGGCGGCGCCACACUCGCCCGCGGUCCCUUGUCCGAGCGCUGAGGGCAGCCCGACCAUGCCCUUCCCGCCGGCGUCCACUCCAGGGGUCCCCGCCGCGCGCCCGCCGCCUCGCAGGCCCUGCGCACCGCCUGCCGCCAGCGCCAGGGAGAAGAGGCGGCCCCCCGAGAAGCCCGAGGGGCUCCUUUCCAGCUCCUGGCCCUCGGCCACCCUGAAAAGGCCGCCUGCCCCCGCGCGCGCCCCGCCCCAGGCCUCACCGGGCCGCGCAGGGACCUCGGCCACGUGCACCGCGCCCCGGCCCGCUGGCUCCGGCCACAGCCAGGUGGGGAUCUCGGCGGGGACAGGGACCGACGGCGCCACGCGCUUUUCCCUGAGCCUCACCCCCGAAGCCAUCCUAGUCAUCCAGAGGCGCCACCUGGAGAAGCAGCUGCUGGCCCGGCCCCACAGGCCCCUCCCCGCGCCCUCCCUGGACCCCCGGCGCCUGCCCGCCCGCCGUCCCGCUACCCGCGGCGUGCAGGCUCCCGACCAGCGGCCGGCGCUGCAGGUGUCGCUGCUCAACGAGCGGCACAAGUACGACGACGUGGAGUACGAGGAGGAGGUCGAGGUGCGCGACGAGGGCCUGGUGCGCAAGUGCACCGAGUGGCUUCGCGGUGUGGAGUCGGCAGCCGCCGCGCGCGACCGCGUUGGACCCUUAGGCUCGCUGCCGCACCUGAGCACCCUGUGAGCCGGCGGACCCGGGAGGCCACACCACUCUCCGGACCGCACCCCAGCACAGCCUCCCGAUACCUAUGCUUGCUCCGCGGUACACUGCCCACCUCCCAGCACCCGUAAGCCCAGUGGCCUCGGUGGGGCAGAGCUCGGCCCUAAUCUGGGGCCUGCCUCCUGUUUUACCCUCCCUGGCCCCCUCUUAGUGCCCUGCAGUUCAGGGGAAGUUUGCAACUGUGGAGCUCCUCCCCAGCCCCCACCCAAGGUUUGCUGAGGUCCCAGAGACCUACAGCCCGGGCUAAGAAGGCCCUGUGUUACUUCUGUCCACUGUGGGCAUCACUGUGGACACAGGCCCUGCCUGCCUCAGAGGGAGCGGGGAGGUAAACAGGAGAGUGACUUCCUGUUGUACAAUGGGCACCUGGUGCUUCAUUUAUGAUUUUGUUUUUUCCCAGAAAACUGUUAGAGGUGUUGGAAAGCCUGGAAACACGAAGUUAAUCACAUUUCUGAUUUUGGAAACGAUGGGAACAAGGCUGUUACAUCACAGGUGGAUCUUCUUGGAUUUUUCUUCUCUGUGCCGAGUGUACACACUCACAUAUGCCCAGGCGUAGACACACACACACAAACACAGAAUCACACACAUCUGUUGCACAGGCACCCUUACAGCCACCUUGACACACAGAUACACACCUGCACUCACUCCUACACAUGCUGUUGCCUGGAGCACAGAUUUAGGGAUUGUUUUCAGUAGGUGGAUCAGGGCAGGAGCAGGGAUGAGUGAGGGUUUGGCUUUUGUUAAAAAUAUCUUUAUCUGAAAGCUUAUGAAAUGUGUCCUGCGCUAGGGAAGGAAACAGGACCACGAGGAGAAGGUGCAGAAAGUGUGUCGCACAGGCCUGGGCCACAGGAGCAGUUCACCCUGGGGGGCAGCAGGAGAUCUUGUGGGAGGUUACUGUCCUUAGGUUUUCAUCACUGAAAUCGGUGACAUGGUGGUGCUGUACUGCUGUACAUAGUGAUUUUAAAACUAUUUAUUAUUUGAAAUAAGGGUUAAGUCCUUCCUCUCUUAGGAGUCAGACCUUUCCCUUGUAACUGGAAGCUGACUUCUACAGAGCUGUUCCGUGCAUCUGAGUGUAUCUAACGCUAAGGAUGGGGAAAAAGUAAAAUGUUAUAAUCACAUAAGGUUCGUUAUAGAGGAGCGAAGCAUUAUGUCAAUUUUUACUUAUUUUGUAAGUCAAUAACCAGUUUAAUGUUGAUCUUUAGACUUUAAUAUGUUGAAUUUUAGUUGUAAAUUGGAGCCUUCUUUUUAAAAGCCAAUUCUGUAUUUUUUCUCAUGGAGAUCUUUGAUCUUUCUCUGUCCCUAAGUUCCUGGCACAACUUUCAUCAGACAUGAGGCAUUUAAUUCAGUGGACAUUAGAUCAGCCUCCAGAUGAUUUUCAAGAAAGAAAAAUCCCACCUGUUGAAUAGCUUUUCUAACCCAUUUUUGAAAGCAGAUUUACUUAAAAUGAAUAUAUUUGUACCAUAGAGGCAAAAUAACCCACAUUGGCCAAAAUGGAGGCAGUGCUCCUGUUCCCCCAGUGUGAGCUCUGAUGGCCACCAGUGCAAGAGGACUUGCUCCAGACAGACCGGUGGAGAAGAAACUGACAGCUCAGGGCAGGUGUGGCAUCACUUAGCUCCUGUGUCAUGAGAAUACCAGCAGUUGAGAUGCUGAGCCCAGAUUUCUGCCCCUGAUUACAGUUCCUUUUAAAAGCAUUUGAAAGAUUUUCUUGGUUGCCUCCUAAAGAGACUGGUGCUUCUCAUCCGUGUGCCUGCUUGUACAUCCUUGUUUGUUCCUCUGUUUUGAUUUCCUUUACUUCUAGGUGUCCUGUGUUCAUAUCUUCUUAACUACCUACAAUACAAAUGCAAGCACAUUUUUCCAGUGUACAUUGUUUACUCACUACAGUGCGAGUGCCUUGUUCUUCACUUUGAAUGCAAAUGAGGGGUACUUGUGUUUUCUGUUAAUGACUGUGUAAAAGCUGAAGAAGUUUUUCAAAGGCACACAAGGUCUGUUCACUGCUGUUGCUGACAUUCUGAAAACAGUUUUUAGUCACUAUGCUACGAUCUCUUAAUGCUCAAAUAAAAGAGAUUCUAAGA
Molecule: messenger RNA, 3125 nt
Organism: Cavia porcellus (domestic guinea pig)
Lineage: Eukaryota; Metazoa; Chordata; Mammalia; Rodentia; Caviidae
Gene: Prr18
Product: proline rich 18
Exons: 2
Source: RefSeq, a predicted model, not a curated record